Messenger RNA from Larimichthys crocea (large yellow croaker), 3131 nucleotides. RefSeq names its product G-protein-signaling modulator 2. The record is from RefSeq and is a predicted model, not a curated record. The transcript is spliced from 15 exons. Gene Ontology annotation, biological process: establishment of mitotic spindle orientation. The coding region runs from base 224 to 2314 and encodes 696 amino acids. Gene Ontology annotation, cellular component: cell cortex. Lineage: Eukaryota; Metazoa; Chordata; Actinopteri; Sciaenidae. Gene Ontology annotation, molecular function: GDP-dissociation inhibitor activity; G-protein alpha-subunit binding.
ACUUGAAGGCAGCAGCGCUAAUUGGAGGCAGAUUUCAGCGCGAGGAGGAGGUGGCGACUCCCAACGGCUGCUCCUCCCCGAGAGGAGCGGAGUCAGAGCCGGAGCAGGAGCAGGAGCAGGAGAGCAGGAGGUGGUGUUUCUAACAGACAGCUCUUAAAGUUUUUAAAGCGUUUAAAACAUUUCCUCGAAGCUGGUGUUCGUGUUCCCGCGCUUCAGUUUCAGGAUGGAGUCAUCUUGUCUGGACCUGGCUCUGGAAGGCGAGCGGCUCUGUAAGGCUGCCGACUAUCGGGCCGGCGUGUCCUUCUUUGAGUCUGCCAUCCAGGUCGGAACCGAGGACCUUCAGAUCCUCAGCGCCAUCUACAGCCAGUUGGGCAAUGCCUAUUUUCACCUACAAGAGUAUAACAAAGCCUUGGAGUACCAUCGGCACGACCUCACACUGACCAGAACAAUCGGAGAUGAACUCGGCGAGGCGAAAGCCAGUGGCAACCUCGGGAACACAUUAAAGCUUUUGGGACGAUACGAUGAAGCCGUGGUUUGUUGCCAAAGACAUUUGGACAUCACCCGAGCCAUUUAUGACAAGGUUGGGCAGGCUCGGGCGCUGUAUAAUUUCGGGAACGUUUACCACGCCAAGGGCAAGGGCAUCUGCUGGUCUGGAGCCGAGCCAGGAGAGUUCUCCGAGGAGGCCAGGAUCGCCCUGAGGAAAGCUGCACAGUACUAUGAAGCAAACCUGAACGUGGUGAAGGAGUUGGGCGAUAAGGCAGCACAGGGCCGUACCUACGGCAACCUUGGCAACACGUACUAUCUGCUGGGUGAAUUUGAAACCGCGGUAGCUGCACAUGAAAAGCGGCUGCUCAUCGCUAAAGAGUUUGGGGAUAAGUCCGCUGAGAGGAGGGCCCACUGUAACCUUGGCAACGCUCACAUAUUCCUUAGCCAGUUUGAAGUGGCGGCCGGCCAUUACAAGAGGACUCUGCAGCUGGCCAGGCUUUUGAAGGACAAAGCGGUGGAGGCUCAGGCCUGUUACAGUCUGGGAAACACCUACACACUACUUCAAGACUAUGAAAGAGCCAUUGAUUACCACCUCAAACAUCUGGUCAUUGCUCAGAACCUCAACGACAGAGUCGGUGAAGGAAGAGCGUACUGGAGUCUAGGAAAUGCCCACACCGCCCUGGGGAAUCAUCAACAAGCUAUGUACUUUGCUGAAAAACAUCUGGAAAUUGCCAAAGAGACCGGAGACAAAAGCGGCGAGGUGACGGCCAGGAUGAACUUGUCCGACCUCCGGCUUGUCGUAGGCCUCAAGUCCAACUCCACCCUGCACCAGAACAUCUUCCGCAACACCAACACCAACAGCUCCGCCCUGUCGGCAAGCUUCCACGGUCUCCCCAACCUCUCAGGGGCCAAGUCUCCGUCGAGGAGAGGAGGAAGUGCAGAGAACCUGGAGCGGAGUCCAAGUCCGGUCAGCAAAAACCAAACUCCAGACUCGCCAACACAUCCGAUUGGACAGGACUGGGAGGAGGAAGUAUUCCCUGGCUCUUCAAAAAACAACACGCUCAAAGCUUCCACUAAGCUCUUCCUCUUCCACCGGCUGAAAAGCAAGAAGCAGAAGAACAACAAAUCGCCUCCUAAAGAGCAGCAAGAAAGCCGCGGCGAGCACUCGGCUCCUGAGUCAGACGCUCCGGCGUUUCCCAAGUCGGGAUCACAGGACACUAUCGGAGACGACGGCUUUUUCGACCUCCUCACUCGUUUCCAGGGCAACAGGAUGGACGACCAAAGGUGCUCCCUACAGGAUAGCCAGAACCAUCUCCCUCCACCCUCUCCCUCCUCCACCCCACCUGUAGCAGAAAGGAAAUCUAUUUUGGAAUGCGAAACACCGUUGCAGGAUCCUGGUCAUUUCCUGGAGCUGCUGGCCAGCUCCCAGGCCCGUCGUCUGGACGACCAACGGGCCAGCGUGAGCCAUUUUCCUGGCUUACGUCUCAGCACCUCCAGCCCGCCUCAUAUACCCUCCACCUCCAGCACAGAUCAAGUCCACCCACAAGCCCUCAUCCCGAGCACAGAUACGCCUCACACACCCUCCCUGUACAGUCGUCUCGAGGCAAGUUCUGAGCAGCCCGAGGGGGAUGAUGUCUUCUUCGACAUGUUGGUGAAGUGCCAGGGCUCCCGGCUGAACGAUCAGAGGUGCGCCGCUCCGCCGUCUGCAAAUAAAGGACCGACUGUUCCAGAUGAGGAUUUUUUCAGUCUCAUCCUGCGUUCCCAGUCCAACAGGAUGGAGGAGCAGCGAGUCCUGCCACCAGGUGUCACACAAUCCAAACCAGACUGACCCCAUGAGGGAUUUCUCUUCUUGUCUCAGGAUAACAGAUGAAGUAACUUCUUUUUUUUUUUUUUAAAGUUUGUAGCCCACGGUACUUUUGAUUCCCGCCUUUUUGGAUCGACAACGUUCCUGCGAGACACAAAGAGGAAUCGGACAAUACAGAACUGAUACUUUGUUUUCCUGGCAGCAUCUCUGGGUAGUCACCACCUUUUUUUUUUUUAAAUUUGUGCUGCCCCCUGCUGCCUGUUUUAUUUAGACUUGUGUACCAGCAGUGACGUCUGUCUGUCUGUUCUGGAGGCUUGUAUCAAGCCACUCAAACAAACUUUAAGUUGUGUUGGUAUGUUUGGACUCAAAGGUACUGUAUUCCAAGGACGUGAGCCACAGCGAAGGGACUUCUGCUUCAUGACGACGGACCAAAGAGACGCAAUUAAGUGAAGUGGAACACUGCGCGGCCCGCUCUGCCCGUCUGAGAUCACAUUAAGUCUCUGAGAGUGGUACAUCUCGGUUUGAAUUGAUCUCAGACCUCUACAAUAAUAACUCAAAGGGUCAACUGUCAAAUCUUCUCUGGGGAAAUAAAAGUCCACGUCCACCUUUAUUACUGCGCUGCUGACCAGUGGAGCCGUUUAUAGACUCUGCUUCCCGAUGCUGAAGACAGAAAGACGGUCAGCUUUACGCUGUGAGAGUUAUUACCAUCAGCUGGAAUGGGAUUUGUUUUUUUCUGUUGUAACAAGAUACAGGGAUUAACUAGAAAAAAAGAAAUGUUAUUUUAGCUUUUCUAUGGAGAUCUUCUCCAGAUGAUGGAGGAAUAAAACAUCUCAAGAAUUUA